GGGUAUGCUUAAUCGGCAGCGAUCCAUUUUGCCUUCUGUCCUACUGGACUACAGCAACAAGCUUCAUGUACUAUCACACAUUUUCCUAGUAAUUCAGGUUUGCCAUUUCCUUCCCCGCCGACGAUGCCGUCGCCAGCUUUGCCCUCUUCCAUGUCGGGCUUCCUUCUCUCAGCUUUCAGCUUAUCCCAUCCCACAGCGAGAUGUCCCCAGUGGCGCGCCGCGCCGCAGCAGAGGCUCGUCAGCAGGUGACAUGACGGGUACAUACCAUAUAUGUGUCUAGAGAAGCCAUCUAGAUUACCCGCUGGUUCGCAAUCCAGUCUCAGCUCCCCGCCUGAGGAGUCGCAAGCUGCCUCUGCUCGCCGCCAUCGUCCUUGUCCUGCGCCUCACGCUUCCCCUUCACUGCCUCGGGCGGCGGCCGGGGAAGAAGAAGUGGGGAUGGCCGGGAAAGAAGUACUGGGGACGAUGAGUGCGAGGAGGCGGUUGUGGAGCGAUUUGUGCGGCUCGAGGGGCGCGGUGGUGUGCCGGAUCGAGAGGGACAGUGGGGCCGAGGGCCGGCGGGCCGGGUGGUCGAGGGCGUCGAGGAAGGAGGCUGGGAUGUCGGCGCUGAAGAGGUGGAUGUGCUCUUCGGUGUCUUUCUUGCUGUUGGUAAAGAGGAGGUGGGACCGGAACGUGGAUGUGUCGCCGGAUCCGGCAGUGGCAGCUGCCUGCGAGGCCGGCGCCAGAAUCUGCCCCUGCUUCUGUGCCAGGGCGAUCAGGAGCGCUGCUAUGAGAGGGUCGCGCAAGGGGUCGGGGGGAGUGGUCUUCUUCAAUUUCAGCAGAAAUAGAUCCCAGACGGGUCGGUUUGGCCGUUCCACGUUCAUACGUGGUUGCAGAGCCUCGCGCCGUUGGUUCUCAAGGGUCCGGUAAUCAACAUAUGCGACAAUCGGGGAUACCCUCUUAAGGACAUUGUCGUCGCUCCAGGAAAGGAACAUGGCACAUCUGAGAAAAGCGACGCGGCGCCGGGCAAAAUGGAAGUAGAAGCCAUCGUAGAAACGAUUAUCGCCUGUGAAACGGCCAUGGCUGGGUACUAGUGGGUCCUCGGGAGUACAAAGAAUCCUGUCCAGAGCACGCUUGCGGGCGACAAAAUUGGAGGAUCCAACCAGGCCGCUGACAAGCUUACGCUGGUUGCCAUAAGGUGGAGGAAAGGUUGCUGUUGAGGGGCCUGUCGAAGGCGCAGGAGAAGGGCCGUCAAACAAGCAUUGAAGCACCUCGAGAUGCCAGCUGGUCCAACGGAACGGCCUCACCAACAAUCGCUCCCUGCAAU
Messenger RNA from Phialemonium atrogriseum, 1303 nucleotides. RefSeq lists its product as uncharacterized. Lineage: Eukaryota; Fungi; Ascomycota; Sordariomycetes; Cephalothecales; Cephalothecaceae. The coding region runs from base 271 to 906 and encodes 211 amino acids. The transcript is spliced from 3 exons. The record is from RefSeq and is a predicted model, not a curated record.